Molecule: messenger RNA, 585 nt
Organism: Penicillium alfredii
Lineage: Eukaryota; Fungi; Ascomycota; Eurotiomycetes; Eurotiales; Aspergillaceae
Exons: 1
Coding region: 1-585 (194 amino acids)
Source: RefSeq, a predicted model, not a curated record
AUGUCUGAUCCACACUCCGAGCUGCAAUCAAGUCUCCGCGGCUUGUCCAUCGGCGAAAAGGGACCCGUGCAUGAUAUCCCGCGACCAACCAUCCAGAAAAUCUCAACAUCCAAUUCCUCCACAUCGACCUCGAAGCCCCAAAAGACCGCACGCGAACCCAUCGCCGACUCGUGGGAGGACGAAGCCGACCUCUCUGGCUCGGACGACGACGACGACAAGCCCAAGCCCCGCGACGACGACUCCCCGUCUGUCCUCUCGCCCAGUAUCAGUGCCGAGGGCCCGCUCGAUCCCCCGCCUACCCCGAUCUCCCCGCAGACCUCGCAACCAUGGGUGUCGGGGGGCGUGACCCCCGCCGCGGCGCAGGGAGGUGGUCCUGCUCGUCGCCCUGAGAAACAAACUGCUGUUGCGGGUCGACUCAUUGCCGGGGCGUUGGGGAUCCGAGCGCCUAAGAGGACGGAGGAGCAGCGGGCUUAUGAUCGCUCGGUCAAGGAGCAGGAGAUUCGUCGUCGCAAUCGUGAGCGCGAGGAGCUGGCUAAGGCCAAGGAGGAGGAUGAGAAGUUGAAGGCUGCAGUGUGGACGGAUUAG